AUGGAUAUUGAAGAUCUGUGCUGUGGCAUUUGCCAACAGAACUUUGAUUCAACCCAAAGAGAGCCACGCAUGCUCCAAUGUGGGCAUAGCUUUUGCUCACUUUGUCUUCAAGAGUUAUUCGGAAGAGGUAUAAAAUCUUGUCCUGAAGAUAGCACUGCCUUUAAUGUGUCAUCAGUAGAAGAGCUACCUAAAAAUUUUGCGUUGCUUAAAUUUUUAACCAAAACAGUCCCAAAAGUUGACAAUAAGCUUUGCAUCAAUCAUAAAAAAAUACUUGAGUAUAUAUGCAUACAAGACAAAGUCAAGGUUUGCGCUAGUUGUGCUUUGUUUGGCCAGCAUAGAGGACAUGAAAUCAAGCCACUUGAUGAUAUGGUUCAAGAAAUCACUAUGCGAGCAGAAUUAUUGCUUGAUAUGCUCCAAAUUAUAGAAAAAAGCCAAAGCAGCGUUAUGGAUAAAGAUGUGAAAAUAAGGCUAGAGCAAGUGUUUGAUCUUUAUAAAAAUAAAAAAAUCUUCAUAGAAAAAGAGAUCAAAGAUGGGUUUGCAAGGCUAAGAAGCAAUAUAAACGAGUUAGAAAAAGCAGCAGUCAGCACAAUGCAGAAGAAUUUUGAGUAUAUUGAAAGUAAUAUAGUCAAUAUUCGAGAUAUUCCAAAACUAAUAGACUCUCAAACUAUUGCUUGGAAAGAUAGAGUCAAAGAAAAACUUGGCAAAUUUACCCGACAAACAGAAGAUCCCACAUAUGUGGCUCUAGAUAUAUUAUUCCCCCCCUCAUGAGCGAACAAAAUCAUUGGAAAAAUCCCUAUUUUUUCUCAAAAACUCUCCCUCUCCGUGAGCGAACAAAAAUUUUUUUUAACUCCCCCCCCCCCCCGUGAGCGAACAAAACCAUUAGAAAAAUCGCCAUUUUUUGACCAAAAACCCACCCUCCGUGAGUGAACAAAAAUUUUUUUAAUAGAAAAAAAUUUUAAUGGAAAAAAAUUUUGAUAUAUAAGUGAUAAUUAGUAUAAUGAAAUCUAGAGCUAAUUCUGUUUAAUUUUAAAACAAAUUGCGUUUUAAAACAUAAAUUUUGCAAAUUAAAUUAAUAUUUGCUUCCCAAUUUUUGCAAAUUAGGAUUUUUUUAAAUUUCGAAAAAAAAUUUUUUUUAUAAAAUUUAUAUAUAAAUUUUUUUAAAAAAAAAAAAAUAACCCCCCUCCGUGAGCGAACAAAAUUUUUUUGUUCGCUCACGGAGGGGGGGGGGGGGAGUAAGUGAUAAUUAAUAUAACGAAAUCUCUAGCUAAUUCUGUUUAAUUUUAAAAAGCUUGCAUUUUAAAACAUAAAUUUUAUAAAAUAAAUUAAUAUUUGCUUUCCAAUUUAUGCGAAUUUUGAUUUUUUUUUUUAAAUUUCAAAAAAAAAAUUACUAUAAAAUUUAUAUAUAAAUAUUUUAGCAAAAAUAUUAACCCCCUCCUUGAGCAAAAACAUUUUUUUUUGUUUGCUCACGGAGGGGGGGAUUAGACAACAGCGGUGAAGACCUAUUUCAGCAAGGCGAAAAAUUAAUUGUUGACUUAGAAGGACUAAAAGAUAUCCAAAUUGAGCCUCUUGAAGAAACAGUCAAUGAACUCAGUGUCCAAUUUUCGGACUCACAGCUUGUUAAUAUAUGCAAAGUCAAACCAUCAGGACGCAGUCCUUCGACCCCCAGAUCUGAAAAGAAGCAUCCAUCUAAGCCUGAAGAAUUCAAGUCAAUUGAUGAAGAAGACUUAGAUGGCGACUUAAUCCCACAAUUCAAUGAAGAAAUGUUCAACCAAGCUCUUGAUGUCCUAAAAUAUAACACAAGUGAAAUCGCUGAUUUCUCCAAUGCAGGCGAUUUAGGAGACAAAGCAGCAAUCAUAGCCACUUAUCUGGUCAAUAACACAAACCUUAAGUCCUUAAAGCUUGUCAAAAAUAGCAUCUCAGAUUCUGCUGCCAUUGAAAUUUUCAGGGCACUUCAGGAAAACUUUUCAUUGCAGUCUCUUCAUUUGUCGCAAAAUCCUCUUGGGACUGAAGCUCUUGAUGAGUUGAUUGAAAUGCUUAAUGUCAAUACAACUCUAAGAGAUAUUUACCUUAUUGGAAACCAAAAAAUGAGCCCAGAAUACAAGAGUAAUUUUGCUCAGAUGUCAAGUAGAUUUAGAAAAAUUUAUACUUAA
Blepharisma stoltei is the source of this 2150-nucleotide messenger RNA. The record is from the annotation of a GenBank genome assembly. Lineage: Eukaryota; Ciliophora; Heterotrichea; Heterotrichida; Blepharismidae.